AUGAAGAACCAGCUUAUGCAAUAUUUCGAAUGUCCGGUCUGUCUGACGUACAUGCUACCCCCCAUCUUCCAGUGCGUUGUCGGGCACACCGUAUGCGCGAAAUGCCACUUCCGCCUCGACAGAUGUCCCUCCUGCAGGGGUCCGCUAGGAGGACGCGCCCUACUUGUCGAAAUACUAUCCUCCAAAAUGGAGUUUCCUUGUCAGUACGCCUCUGACGGUUGCAAAAUCAGCGGCAGGUCCUACUCCAUAAAAACUCACGAGGCAGGUUGCCAGUUUUCACGAAGAACGUGUCCUCUCUUUAAACGGCGUUCCUGCAGAUGGACGGGGCUGCUCAAGGAUCUGGUGGAGCACUUCACUGAGAAACACCCCCAGCACAUGUUUUUUGAACCGGAACCGAAACUGAUGACUUUCGGCAUGUGGCAGAGGAAACCCCGGAGGAAUGUUUCGCUUUUCUUCGUGUACGACACCAUAUUCCUCUUCUGUUGGAAGUUUAAUCAAUACAGAGAUCAGCUCAGAUUUUCCUUGAGCUACUACGGCUCCCCAGGCACAGGGAAGAUAUUUUCGUACGCGAUCUGCGUUUUGGACGGCGAUAACGACAGAGAAGUUCUUAAAAUGAGCGCACCCUGCUACAGCGUUAUGGAAGAUGAUGUCGUGAGAAAUCAGUUGUUCCUGAGCGUGCACGUUCAAGAAGUCAGCUCUUUCUUCUGCGCCGAAGGAAAUCUGCGUUUUGUUCUUAAAAUAAGAAACGAUGAUCUUAUUUCGGAGUAA
This is a messenger RNA of Anoplophora glabripennis (Asian longhorned beetle), 768 nucleotides long. RefSeq names its product putative E3 ubiquitin-protein ligase SINAT1. Lineage: Eukaryota; Metazoa; Arthropoda; Insecta; Coleoptera; Cerambycidae. The record is from RefSeq and is a predicted model, not a curated record. The transcript has a single exon. Gene Ontology annotation, cellular component: cytoplasm. Gene Ontology annotation, biological process: proteasome-mediated ubiquitin-dependent protein catabolic process; multicellular organism development. Bases 1 to 768 code for a protein of 255 amino acids. Gene Ontology annotation, molecular function: zinc ion binding; ubiquitin conjugating enzyme binding; ubiquitin protein ligase activity.